Vicia faba (fava bean) is the source of this 2832-nucleotide messenger RNA. Lineage: Eukaryota; Viridiplantae; Streptophyta; Magnoliopsida; Fabales; Fabaceae. The record is from the annotation of a GenBank genome assembly.
AUGAACAUGGUCAGGUAUGAGUACACAACAACUUUCCUAGUUAUGUUUUUGUUAUGUCCUAUGGUUUUCUCUUUGUUGUCUCAAAACCAAACACAAACCAUGAACACUCUCUCCAAUCUUGUUAACAACCCUGAUUGGAAUACCAACAAGCACCCUAAUCCAUGUACAUGGAAAGGUGUCACUUGUGACCUUACCAAUUCAACUGUCAUCAAAAUUGUUUUGUCUGGUUUUUCUCUCUCUUCACAGUCUCUUCCUGUUUUCUGCAAAAUUGAAACUUUGCAGCACCUUGAUGUUUCUAAUAACAAUCUGAACUCUAUCCCAGAUGGGUUUAUUUCCGCUUGUGGAAAAAUUGUGAGUUUAAAGCUUUUGAACUUUAGUGGAAAUGUGUUGAGUGGUGUUUUGCCUACUUUUCAUGGUUUUGGUGGAUUGGAAACACUUGACAUGUCUUUCAAUCUCUUGAAAGGAAGCAUUGAUUUGCAGUUAGAUGGAAUGGUUAGUCUCAAGUCUCUUAAUCUCAGUAGCAAUCGGUUCUCUGGGAAAUUUCCAACUAACCUUGGAAAGUCUAUGGUUUUGGAGCAGCUUGUGCUUUCAAACAAUCAUUUUCAAGGAACAUUCCCUGAACAAAUUUUGAGCUAUAAAAAUUUGACUGUGAUUGAUUUUAAGUCAAAUUUUCUUUCUGGGUUUCUUCCUGUAAAUAUUGAAAAUCUUUCCAAAUUGGAAAUUUUGAGUCUUUCCUCUAAUAAUCUAGUUGGCCAAAUCCCAAAGACAAUUAUGAAUAUCAGAUCUCUUGUAAGAUUUGCAGCUAAUCAAAAUCAUUUUAUUGGUUCUGUUCCUCCUGGAAUUACAAAAUUUCUAAAUAGUUUGGAUCUUAGUUACAAUAAUUUAUCCCAGUCUAUUCCAGAAGGCCUUUUAUCUCCAUCACAGCUAAUGCUUGUAGAUUUGUCCUAUAACAAUUUACAAGGGCCUGUGCCUGCAAAUAUUUCACCUAGUUUAGUCAGGUUAAGAUUAGGGGGAAACUCCUUGACAGGAGAGGUUCCUUCGAUCACUUGCAAUGAAGCCGAACACAAUUUGACCUACAUGGAGCUGGAUAAUAACCAGUUGGCAGGUUUGAUACCGCCUGAAUUAGGCUCUUGUAAGAAAUUGGCCUUGUUGAAUUUGGCUGAGAAUCAGUUGACGGGUGCAUUGCCACCAGAACUUGGAAAUCUUAACAGUCUUCAAGUCUUGAAGCUUCAAACGAACAAGCUUAAUGGUACUAUUCCAAUUCAAAUUUCUCAAUUGCAAAAGUUGUCUACCUUGAACUUGAGCCAGAAUUCUCUGGAUGGACCGAUUCCGUCUGAGAUGACAGCAAACCUUACAUUGCUUUACUUGCAAGGGAACAAUCUUAACGGGUCUAUACCUCCGUCUAUUGGAAACUUGGGGAAACUUUUAGAACUCCAGCUUGGAGAAAACCAGCUGAGUGGUGAUAUUCCAAAAAUGCCUUUGAGUCUACAGAUUGCAUUGAAUCUAAGCAGCAAUCACUUUAGUGGAAAUAUUCCUUCAAGUUUCAGCGAUUUGGUUAACCUCGAAGUUUUGGAUCUCUCAAAUAACAAUUUCUCCGGUGAAAUUCCUGUGUCUUUGACCAAAUUGACUGCAUUGACACAGUUGCAGCUUUCAAAUAAUCGUCUAUCAGGAGACCUUCCAUCAUUUGCUCCGUACGUUAAUGUUAAUACGAGAGGAACCGGUGUCAUGAACAAUACUAAUGUCCCAGACAACAAUUUUUCAAGAACAAAAAAUAGGAAAUCUGUUGUCGCAGCUGUUCUUAUUGCAAUUGCUGCUGCUAUUUUUGUGGUCGGUGUGGUCACCCUGCUGGUUGUAUUGAUUUCACGACACUGUUAUAGGGGUAACAAUGAGCGCGUACAGGCAAGUGAAGGUGAAAAUUUUGACCUUCAGAUCAUCCAGAGUAAUUUGUUAACUACAAAUGGGAUCCAUAGAUCAAACAUUGACUUCUCCAAGACCAUGGAAGCUGUUGCUGAAACAUCAAAUGUAACUCUGAAAACCAAGUUUUCAACUUACUAUAAGGCCAUUAUGCCAUCUGGAUCGAUCUAUUUCGCCAAGAAGCUGAACUGGUGUGACAAAAUCUUCCCUGUGAGUAGUCUUGAUAGAUUCGGGAAAGAGCUAGAAGUAUUGGCAAAGUUGAACAAUUCAAAUGUGAUGAUUCCUCUAGGCUAUAUUGUGUCCACUAACAAUGCUUAUGUAUUAUACGAGUUUCUCUCGAACGGAUCUCUCUUUGAUGUGCUUCAUGGAAGCAUGGAAAACUCUUUAGAUUGGGCUAGCAGAUAUAGCAUAGCUGUUGGUGUGGCUCAAGGUCUAUCCUUUCUUCAUGGAUGUGCCUCUGGUCCAAUACUUCUCCUUGAUUUGUCAAGUAAGAGUAUUAUGCUGAAAUCACUCAAGGAGCCUCUAGUCGGCGAUAUUGAACACUACAAGGUGAUCGAUCCUUCAAAAAGUUCUGGGAGUUUUUCUGCAGUUGCUGGUUCUGUUGGCUACAUUCCUCCAGAGUAUGCGUACAUGAUGCGAGUAACAAUGGCAGGGAAUGUGUAUAGCUUUGGGGUCAUUCUACUGGAAUUGCUGACAGGAAAACCUGCAGUGACUGAGGGGACUGAAUUGGUGAAGUGGGUUACACGUAAUUCAAGAAAUCAAGAUUACUUCCUUGAUUCGAAUGUUAGUAGAACAUCACAGGCUGUUAGAAACCAAAUGCUUGCAAUUCUGGAGAUUGCUCUUGUUUGUGUAAGCACAUCCACUGAUGCAAGACCAAAGAUGAAGACUGUGCUAAGAAUGUUGCUGAAUGCCAGAUAA